AUGUGCUCUCGCUUUGAACAAGUGGAACUUGGUUGGAUCCUUUGGAAAUGUGAACAAGCUGAUCCAAAAAGGACCGUCAAGAAGCAUCGUCGAUCUGCAGCAGGCAAUGAACAACCAUUACCAUCGGAUGUACGACCACCUCAUGUAUUAAGGCGGACACUUGAUUACCUGGUCAAUGAGAUCCUUAUGCAAUACCCUCUCAUCAAAUGCCAUGGCUUCUUAUGGGACCGUACACGCUCCAUCAGACAAGAUUUCACCUUGCAAAACAUCCGUGAUGCGUCAGCUGUCGAACUUCAUGGAAAGAUUGCACGUUUACAUAUCCUCAUUUUACACGAGCUUUGCGAGUAUGAUGAUGAGAAGUUCAGCGAGCAACAAGAAACCGAGCAGCUUCGAAAAGUGCUACUGGGUUUGAUGGAGGUUUAUGAUGAUUUACGAGAGGAUGGCAUUGAGGCGCCCAACGAAGUGGAAUUCCGUGCAGAUUACUUGAUUGCUCAUAUCCGUGAUCAUGAAGCGGCCGCACAAUUACCGCGCCAUCGCCGCAACAAGUUCACCAAUGUGGAAGCAUCUCAAAACAACUAUCCAGAGUUAUUCAAGCUUGUUGGUGAAGGUGACACGCCCUUCUUAUUGGCAUGCAUGGUGGAAUGGCAUUUCUCGGAUAUCAGUAAAGGUGCUCUCAAGGCUAUGAAUCGAGCGCGCAAGUCCGUUCAUAUCGGUGUCGAGGAUGAAUAUCUACGUCAGGUGCUCACUUAUGAUUCUAUCAAGCAACGUGACCCCGCAUCUCAAGCAUCUUCUUUCUACAUGCAAACAAACGGCGUGCACUGCCACCUUGGAUCGAUUCAUUUGGCAAAGCCGGACCUCUACGUUGCCGUUCAUCAGGCAAAAUUAAAUUUCCCAAGGAACUUUGCAGCCUUUGCCAAUUUCAAGCUGCCGGUGACAAUGCUUGUCAACAUCAUAUACUACAAGCUUGAACGGACAGCAACAUUGAUACGCAAGUCCAUCGACAGGAUCGAUGAUCAUGGCCGCAACAAGCUUUACAAGUCCAUCAAUCAGCAAGAAGACACACAAGGUUGA
This is a messenger RNA of Lichtheimia ornata, 1071 nucleotides long. RefSeq lists its product as uncharacterized. Gene Ontology annotation, biological process: mRNA export from nucleus. The transcript has 5 exons. The record is from RefSeq and is a predicted model, not a curated record. Gene Ontology annotation, cellular component: nucleus; cytoplasm; transcription export complex 2. Bases 1 to 1071 code for a protein of 356 amino acids. NCBI's taxonomy places the organism in Eukaryota, Fungi, Mucoromycota, Mucoromycetes, Mucorales, Lichtheimiaceae.